Messenger RNA from Aphanomyces invadans, 460 nucleotides. RefSeq lists its product as hypothetical. The record is from RefSeq and is a predicted model, not a curated record. The transcript has 2 exons. Lineage: Eukaryota; Oomycota; Saprolegniomycetes; Saprolegniales; Verrucalvaceae. The coding region runs from base 86 to 460 and encodes 124 amino acids.
UUCGUGCUGGUAGCUCGGGUAGUUCGACACCCGUACAAAUUGGCCUUCCGCUGGAAGGGUCCAUGCCGCGUGAGUGCGGGUCCAUAUGGACCACCCGAUGGAUGUCCAGCAGUUGCUACCCCCGCAUGCCAUCAGCCUCCACCACGCCAGUCGCCUCAAGCUGUACUCGGAAGCGGGUCGUGACGUUGCCGAGGAUCUCCUCGAGCAGGUUGCCUUUGGAGACAGCGGGUUCCAUGUUGAAGCUCUCAAGGAGAUCCGAGACAACGCCGGCCGCUUCGAAGUCCGUGUGCAGUGGCUGGGGCUGGAUGAGGCCGAGGCAUCUUGGGAGCCUGUAACGACCUUGUACGAAGAUGUCCCCGAGCUUUUUCGACGGUGGGUGAUAGCCAACGCGAAGAUGGAACUGAUGUCAUCGCUGGUCGCCGACGUGGAACAAGCGGCGUACAGUGCUGGUACGGCGUAG